Molecule: messenger RNA, 2385 nt
Organism: Trypanosoma conorhini
Lineage: Eukaryota; Euglenozoa; Kinetoplastea; Trypanosomatida; Trypanosomatidae
Exons: 1
Coding region: 1-2385 (794 amino acids)
Source: RefSeq, a predicted model, not a curated record
AUGAUGAACCUGCCGAGUAGAGAAAAAGAGGCGCGGGAGCAGGCGGAGGAGGCGAAACAGCAACGCAGGCAGCGGCGGAGCUGCGACGCUGCGCCGACGCGCAACCUGGCGCAGAUAGGGCCCCCGCUGCCUGCAUCCUCGACUGCUGCAACAACGACCGCGAGUAGACCAAGCAACAGCCUUGUCGCUGUGACCACUGGUAGUUCCUCGCCUGUGGCCGCUGUCCCGCGUGCGGCUGGCUCGGCGGCGCCGCUAGCUUGGCGGAAGUCGCCCCACAGUCGUGAGGCGCAUUCACAGAUCUCACCGAAGGAGGCGUCCAGCCCAGAGCAGGGUGGUGGUGGUGUUGGUGGCUGCAGCAGCUGCUGCCGCACCGGCACGUGCGGGGAGGGAAGUGCGCCGCGCCCUCGUGAAGGUUGCCGUGUGACGUCGCCGCAUGGCAGGGCGGCGGUGACGCCGGAGGUGAAGGACCCCGCCGCGGCUCCUGCUGUUGGUGUGGGUCGACCGCAGGAGCCGCGGCGGCACGAGGCAGACGCGGGGCGGAGCGUCGGGUGGCGCGCGGUGGGUGUCGUAGACCCUGCCGAGGUGCUCUUGACGCCCCGCGCGCCGGUGGCAGCCGGUGCCGCCGCGCCGCCGCCUCCGCUCGUGCCUCUGCAGCGCCUCACGGGCGUGGAGCACCCCUCAAAGCCGCCUCCCGUGCAGUCCUCCGGCGCCUCUCAAGCCGGGGCUCCCUUCAUGCUCCACGCUGGAGCGGCGGGGGAACACUGCGAAACUGGCCCUGCCCGGGCCCUAGAGCUACUCGCCGCGGGGCACGCCGGCGCGGAUCGCGCGACGCCCUGCUCUGACCGCCAACGCGGCGCCGCAGAAGUCGGCGUAGGCAGACCUGUGAAGCGGGGACACGCCACUGCCAGCGCCUCCUCGCCACCGCCGUUGUCAGACGCCGUGUUCCUGCAAGAAGACGACGCUGGCGAAGAGGUUCUGACGCGGAGUUCGUGUGCCCGGAUUGCGGAACUCACUGGCGACAGUAGUGAGACGGACGGGGACGUGACGCUGGAAGAGCUAGAGGCAACGGAAGGCAGCAUCUCCCUCGCGCCGUCUCCUCUGCAGCUUGGAGCCCUUAGGAAUCCCAGCUGCGCCCACAGUUGUCGACGCGAGACCUGGAGCCACUGUCGCAAAAGAAGCGGCAGCCACGAGGAGGUGGUGAUCGACGCUGCGCUGCAAAAGUCGUGGUCCCCGCUGCAGGAAAAGGCCGCUGACUUUGGACGCUACCCCUUAGAGAAGGCAUGGCCCGUCCCCAUUACCGAGGAUAAAGUUGGCGGCUCUCCGGGUUGCGUGGAGCGCAGCUUGGAGUCCUCGCGGAACAAGCUGUUCCGCGUUUCGAUCCCCUCGAUGGGGGCGAUGCGGUUCACAGCCUACUCAGUGGAGGGAUCACCGGGCGGAGGCGCUAUCAUGCACCAUAAGCGUUCCUUUCGCACACAAUCCGCAAUUUGUAACAGGUCUGAGGAGAGACUUUGCUCGGGCCCCACUGAAAACAGCGUGAGCCGCAGCGGCAUUUACAUGCGAGCCCCCCCAAGCAUCACCAAUCCCCUUGACGGGCCACUCAAGCGAAAAAGUAUCUCACUGACGAUGAUGUCACCCGCGCUGGCCCCAGUCACCGCGUCCUCUAGCCUGACGCAGGAUGGCCCCAUAGAUUCCUUGUUUCCGGUGUUGCACGUCCCACCGGAGCUGCGGCUGCGGCCUGAGCGGUUGAUGGAUGCGGCGAGGCUCGCCUCUCCGCUGCCGCAGCCCCCUCCGGUGGCAUGCGGCCCAAUGAGCUUCACUGUUCGCUCAGAAAUGUUGCCAUCGCCGCAGUGGCGCGGCGUUGCCCGCCCCGACGACGACCGCUUAGCUAUUUGCGGCCACAAUGAGGGCGGAAGUCCGCUGAGUGGGUAUGGCUGCUUACUUCGUCCGCUGUGGCCCAGCCCCUCCUUCGGCUUCUUGCAGCGGACGGAGACCAGUGAUCUUCUUGGGGGUGCGAACUCCACCUCUGAGGAGGGGGCGCACUCGCCGCUGGGCGUUCUAUGCCUCGGCUCACGUUUCUCGGAGUGGAGAGGGGGUCACGGCUACGGGGACCUCAGUCCAUGCUCCUCGCCGCUGCCGGGGUGCAGUUCCCGACACCAUGAAUGGAGGCGGCACGAGCUCUCGAGGUCGCCGAGGUCGCAAAUGAACACAGACGCUCUGGCGUCGUUAAGUGGGCUCGUGGAGGCUGCACCGCGUGGUGGCCAGGAUGCGCAGAGCUGCAGUGGCCCGCUCUCUCUCAACACCCCCACACGAAAGCAGACGGUGUGCCCGGUUCCCAUAGGCGACUGCACCUUUCAGCUGCCCACCUUCGGAGGACCCUCGCGUUGA